CCACGCUUCUAGCAUUUAACCCUCAACAAACGAAGAAAAUGCUUCUUCUCUUCCUUCUUGUCUCCUACAAUGGCUUCCCAUCUGUCCCUUCAUCGUCCCCACCUUUCCCAUUACCCACAAUCUUUGCAAUCAUAUAACAGAAGGAGGGUUAAGUCAAAUGCAGUUGCUGACUCUUCUAAGUUCAAUGGAAGGGAACAAGGAAGUUGUUUUCUGUCAAAGAAAAGUAUUUCCUUUAAAAUUUUGUUUGGCCGAUACAUUUCUUCAAGAUGUAUGUCUUCAGGUGCAUUAUCAUCCAUGUCUUCAUCUCCUUUUGAUGAAACUGAGAGUGGUGAUGGUGCUCUUUUGGUUGAGGCUGAUGAUCAUGAGGAAGAAUUUAAUCGUGUGAAUUGUCUUGUAUGGGUACUACAUGAAUCUGCAAGGAGCUUUUCCCUUGCUGUUCAGUCACUUGGAUUGGCAGGAAGCCAGACAGAGGUUGCAAUGGCCUGGAAUGGGAAAGAUGUGCAUGAAUGGCAUAAACGUAUUGCUUAUCAGGUAGCUGUUUAUGCAUUGUUGAAAAUGGCAAUUGAAGUGGAGAUUUUGCUCUCUCAGGAACGUUACAACAAUCCUUCUCCAGUAAGAGACAUCUUGACCCCAAAGAUAAACCUAUUAGAGGACUAUAUUGAAAGCCAAUUAAAUGCGAGACACCCACAGUUGAUUCAAUGGUUCAGAAUGGUUGAACUGCCAUGCAUAGCUGGAUUUUUCAGUCCAUUGUUAAAGAAGUGGUCUAUGGAGUACGCAGGAAGUGGUGUUGCAGGAAUCAUUGUGGCUAUAAGCUGUUGUGCGGCAGUAGCAAAAUUGGGUUCUGGUCGUACUUCCUAUCCCUUUUAUAAGUUAUCAAUUGAGGAUACACUGGUGGAGCUCAUGGAUCUUUCGUACAGCAUUGUUUCAGUGGAUAAAUUGCAUCAAUUAGCCACUGAGGCAGGAUUCGAACGUGAUUUCCUGUCCCAUUUUGGUACAAAUGUUUUGUCUGGGAAGAAGAAUGAUGAGCUAGAAUUUUGGAUUGGGUUGGCUCAGAAGAAGCUAUCAUUAGCUUUUCAGAAAGAAACUGUCAUUCCUGGCAAACAAGCUUUUCAUAAAAAGGUCCAAGCAGAUAGUUUGGCUACUCUAGGACUUUUUGCUUAUCUUGGAAGGAAGACUAGAUUAUUUUUGUCAAAACUGCGCAUAAAUGAUCUUGAUGAACUGGUUAAGGACUUUCUCAGCUACUUGGAGUGUGGAAGCCUUUUCAUUUACCCUGAGUUUUCUUCCAUAUCAGUUUAUCAGUUCUUCAUGGAGGUAGUUACUGAUGAAAUUGGAUGGUUUGAUUUUUAUGGUGUAUAUCCUUCCAUGUAUGAUCAAGUAAAAAGAAGGUCUAAACACCAUACAAUUCAAGCUGAGAAAGAAAUUAUUUUAUCUACAGUUUUUACUGUUUGCUAUGAUGUCUUCUCUGGGUUUGCUCACUUCAGCCGUUCAACUCAACAGCCCUUAGAUUCUGAAUUACUAGCAUUCUUGCUCCGGAGCCAGAGCCUGUUAACCAUUUGUCUGGAAGAUUACUGGGCUGCUUAUGAUAGAUCAGGUGAUCUGCUAAAGAUUGCAGAAUUAGCUUCUCCUGGGCAAACCACUGGAGCCAAGGCCACCAUCCAGUUUUCUGUAAAGCCCGCCGAGUUGAUGAUACCAGAAAAUCUCAAGAAUAAAUCUACAACUGGGUCUCUGUGUAAAAAGGAUGCAACAGAUGCUAUAAACUUUGUGGAAGGGACACACAUGUCCAAAUCAAUUUUCCCAUUUGGCAGUGUUAUUAGGAAGUACAGCAUCAAGUUGAUAUCUACAAGCUCUGAUAUAUGGAUGGGAACUCAAUUGCUCUUCAUUGAUGUAAUGUUUUCUCUGGAGUUACUCUUAAAGCAGUUGCAUGGAAACAAAAUUACAGCCAGAGAACGAAAGAAAUUAAAAACAACCCUAAAUGACAUUGCUACACUUAUCCCCAUUACAAUUCUGAUGCUCCUUCCUGUGUCGGCCAUAGGCCAUGCAGCAAUGCUAGCAGCAAUCAAGAAAUACGUACCCUCUUUGAUUCCUUCCCCAUAUUCUUCCGAGCGUUUAGAUGCUGUGAAACAACUAAACAGAACAAAGAAGAUGGAAGUAGCAGCGCGGAGUAACCUCGAAGAUCCACCCCAAGAAUAUUGUAAGCCACGCCAUCCUAGCUGCUGAUAACUUUGUAUAAUAAUUGCUGUUGGAUACAUGCCUGCAUUGGAAUUAUAAUUUGUACAUAUCGCGGUCCACAAACGGAUUUUAAAGUGCUCAGAUCAGAUGUUCCUGCUUCCUGGUAAAGCACAGGUUGAGAAGUCAGGAAGCGGAUUGCAAAUCCGUCCAUCUGGAUGGGUGAGUACCCCUUGUACUCUUCUUAUUAAUAACACUUUUGAUUCAUCAAAAAAAAAAAAAAAAUCCAUCCAUCUGGAGUGAAUGUAUGGUGUAACAUAAAAUAAGCCCUGAGAAAUUAUAACAAAAUUUAUGCACUUAGAGUAUCACAAUUUUUUUUGGAAACUUGUAGCAAGUGUUUGAACCUUGCUCAUUAACAUUUGUUGGAUGGAGUAUAAUCCAUUCAUACUAAUUAUUAUUAUUAUUAUUAUUUUUGAAAAUGAUUCACGUAUAAUGUUUUGCCUACAACCCUCCAAAUUAGAGGAAAGGGAACAGGAGUGCCCAACCCUUCAUUUCCUUCACUCUCCUGCUUAGCCAAGCGAGAGGGUUCCUCAUGUCCCUUGUUUUCCUUCCAUUUCCCACCAACCAAACACUAUGUUAAGGUCCCACCAAGUGCCCUGCUGAUUAUAUGAAUUGUUUUUUUCCUAGCUGGAAGGAAUGCCUUCUGCAAAUCAC
Messenger RNA from Rubroshorea leprosula, 2880 nucleotides. NCBI's taxonomy places the organism in Eukaryota, Viridiplantae, Streptophyta, Magnoliopsida, Malvales, Dipterocarpaceae. The record is from the annotation of a GenBank genome assembly.